AUGAUGAAGCUGCGGGCGUUUAUUUUCGUUUUCAUGAUGCUGAUGCUCGGCGGCGCAGAGGCCUGCAAGUGUAUGAUGGGCGACACGCCGAUGCACGUCGAAACGCGAUACUGCUGCGUCGAGGUCGGCGGGUUCCCUCGCGGCCACGACUGUCCCGCCGGCACGAUAUCCAAACACCUCUCGGCUUUUUCAGAUUGCUGCAAGUCAAUGGAGAGGGGCUUCAAGUCGGACUGCAGGUGCCCAAAGGGCUGCUAG
This is a messenger RNA of Purpureocillium lilacinum, 255 nucleotides long. NCBI's taxonomy places the organism in Eukaryota, Fungi, Ascomycota, Sordariomycetes, Hypocreales, Ophiocordycipitaceae. The record is from RefSeq and is a predicted model, not a curated record.